AUGGCCAGAACCAAGCAGACCGCCCGCAAGUCCACCGGAGGAAAGGCUCCCAGGAAGCAGCUGGCCACCAAGGCUGCCCGCAAGAGCGCGCCGGCCACCGGCGGAGUGAAGAAGCCUCACCGCUACAGGCCCGGUACCGUGGCUCUGAGGGAGAUCCGCCGCUACCAGAAAUCCACCGAGCUGCUGAUCCGCAAGCUGCCCUUCCAGCGGCUGGUCCGAGAGAUCGCUCAGGACUUCAAGACCGACCUGCGCUUCCAGAGCUCCGCCGUCAUGGCGCUGCAGGAGGCCAGCGAGGCUUACCUGGUCGGCCUGUUCGAGGACACCAACCUGUGCGCCAUCCACGCCAAGAGAGUCACCAUCAUGCCCAAAGACAUCCAGCUGGCCCGCCGCAUCCGCGGAGAGAGGGCUUAGACACCCGACCCGUGGAAACACACACAACGGCUCUUUUAAGAGCCACCACAUGUUCCUGGAGAGCUGGGUGUUCUGGUUAACUAUUAAAUUACAGAUGUGGUUUUGUUUCUUACCUAUACACAUAGUUGAGUAUUUUGUACACAC
Molecule: messenger RNA, 555 nt
Organism: Cololabis saira (Pacific saury)
Lineage: Eukaryota; Metazoa; Chordata; Actinopteri; Beloniformes; Belonidae
Product: histone H3
Exons: 1
Coding region: 1-411 (136 amino acids)
Cellular component (GO): nucleosome
Molecular function (GO): DNA binding; structural constituent of chromatin; protein heterodimerization activity
Source: RefSeq, a predicted model, not a curated record